AGCUGAACGUGACUGUGGCGUGCAGGAAGUGGAGCAUUGGCAUGAAGUGGCUCCUAGUGGCUGCUUGGCGCACGCCAGCUGCCCUCCUCUGACUCCAGUGGCACCUGGGGGCCUGGCCUCGCUGACGGGAGAACAUUGGCGUGAAGGCUGCUGGCAACUGGGCCAGCAUUCAUUGUGAAGACCGGAGGGACACACCCUGCUGCUCAUGCCUGCAGGGCUCUGAGAGGAGGAAGCCUGGGGCAGGACCUGCGCCAGUGGCCGCUGGGCACAGCAUGGAGCACCCCAGCAAGAUGGAAUUCUUCCAGAAGCUGGGCUACGACCGGGAGGAUGUGCUCCGGGUGCUGGGCAAGCUGGGCGAGGGCGCCCUGGUCAACGACGUGCUGCAGGAGCUUAUCCGCACGGGCAGCCGCCCGGGGGCCCUGGAGCACCCGGCUGCACCCAGGCUAGUGCCUCGGGGCUCCUGUGGGGUCCCGGACUCUGCCCAGCGUGGCCCGGGGACAGCCCUGGAAGAGGACUUCGGAACCCUGGCCAGUUCUCUGCGACCCAUAGUGAUUGAUGGCAGCAACGUGGCGAUGAGCCAUGGAAAUAAAGAAACCUUCUCUUGCCGGGGAAUCAAGCUGGCUGUUGACUGGUUCAGGGACAGAGGACACACCUACAUCAAAGUUUUUGUUCCAUCCUGGAGGAAGGACCCACCAAGAGCUGACACCCCUAUCAGAGAGCAGCACGUGCUGGCGGAGCUGGAGCGGCAGGCGGUGCUGGUGUACACGCCGUCCCGCAAGGUGCACGGCAAGCGCCUGGUCUGCUACGACGACCGCUACAUCGUGAAGGUGGCCUACGAGCAGGACGGCGUCAUCGUCUCCAACGACAACUACCGGGACCUGCAGAGCGAGAACCCCGAGUGGAAGUGGUUCAUCGAGCAGAGGCUGCUCAUGUUUUCCUUCGUCAACGACCGGUUCAUGCCUCCUGAUGACCCCCUGGGCCGCCAUGGACCCUCCCUGAGCAACUUCCUGAGCAGGAAGCCGAAGCCCCCAGAGCCAUCCUGGCAGCAUUGUCCCUAUGGCAAGAAAUGCACCUACGGCAUCAAGUGCAAGUUCUACCACCCGGAGAGGCCGCACCACGCGCAACUGGCGGUGGCCGACGAGCUCCGCGCCAAGACAGGGGCCCGGCCUGGCGCGGGCGCCGAGGAGCAGCGGCCACCGAGAGCCCCGGGCGGCUCCGCAGGAGCCCGGGCGGCCCCCCGGGAACCAUUUGCGCACAACCUCCCGCCGGCGCGGGGGUCCCCGGAACUGGCCGCCCUGCGAGGGAGCUUCUCUCGGCUGGCCUUCAGCGACGACCUGGGGCCCCUGGGGCCGCCUCUCCCGGGCCCCGCCUGCAGCCUCACGCCCCGACUGGGCGGGCCCGACUGGGUGUCCGCGGGCGGCCGGGUGCCAGGCCCGCUCAGCCUCACUAGCCCGGAGAGCCAGUUCUCCCCGGGCGACCUCCCGCCUCCGCCGGGCCUGCAGCUCCAGCCGCGGGGCGAACACCGCCCUAGGGACCUGCACGGCGACUUGCUUUCCCCGCGCAGGCCACCCGACGACCCUUGGGCCCGUCCACCCCGCUCCGACCGCUUCCCUGGGCGCUCCGCCUGGGCGGAGCCGGCCUGGGGCGACGGCGCCACUGGGGGACUUUCAGUGUACGCGGCCGAGGACCACGAGGGGGACGCGCGCGCCCGGGCUCGCAUCGCGCUCUACAGCGUCUUCCCGCGUGACCAGGUGGACCGCGUGAUGGCCGCGUUCCCGGAGCUCUCCGACCUCGCCAGUCUCAUCCUCCUGGUACAGAGAUCCCAGAGCGCGGGGGCGCCCCUGGGCAAGCCCUAGGGGACCAACACACACUUGCAGGGAAUGGCCCAGCCUCGCCUUGCGUCUUGGACGGGUAGACCUGUGGUUGCCAGCCUGGACCUGAGUGGGCCCAUCAUGGCGCCCCCUUUUCUUUAAAGAUGGUCAGGGAAGCCUGCUUCCUCCUCCUGAGCGGGGUUGUGGGGUCCCGGUGGCACUUGGUGAUCCUCACUGAGGCCGGGGCCUGCUGCGGGGAGGUCCACCCACUUCCGUGGCGGGAAUGAUUUUCCAUGUGCACGGAGACUGCAGGUCCAAGCUGCAGUAGAAUCCACAAGUGGGUCACGAAAUCAAUUUAGUGGGUCACCACCACAAACACAGUGGACUGGGACAGGUCAGAGCGCACCCUGUGCAAUCAGGCUGAGUCUGAACUCUUGUUGCCUAUCCUGUGUCCCUACCCCCCUGGCAGCCAUGUAACUAACCUCAAUGUGGGUCGUAGUCAGAAGUUUAAAAAAGACUGUGAAUGGUCUUGAAUUUCAUUGCUUCAGGUAAUGUUUGAAAUAUGUAGUCAGGUGGCCAGGGGAGGUUUGCUAUCUGGAAGUUUUCAUGUUAGCUAUUGCUAACCCCACCCACAAGGGGAGCCCAGCCUCCAGGUGUGGGCUCUCCUGUGCUCUGAAUUGUGUGGCUGUCCUAUGCUGGGGACAAGUGGCAGGAGUACUUUGUCCCAGGGCCGCCUUCUGGGGCCUUCACACACAUACCCCCACCACACAAAUACACACACACACACACACACACACACACACACACACACACAUGCAGUCUCUCAUACAUGUACAUACUCACACACACCACACAGACACAUACUGUUUGGCUAAGGGUUAAGUAUCUCCAAUAUUUUUUUAGCCAUCCAUCAUGGCAGUUUCCAGAAUAGGCUUUCUACUGUACCAGCUGAGCUGCCUUCUUUUACUUCUUCUUCUUCUUCUUUUUUUAAACAGACAGAGUCUCGGCCCGGCAAGGUGGCUCAUGCCUGUAAUCCCAGCACUUUGGGAGGCUGAGGCAGGCAGAUCACUUGAGGUCAGGAGUUCGAGACCAGCCUGGCUAACAUGGUGAAACCCUGUCUCUACUAAAAAUACAAAAAUUUAGCCAGGCAUGGUGGCACACACCUGUAGUCCCAGCUACUCAGGAGGCUGAGGCAGGAGAAUCGCUUGAACCUGGGAGGCGGAGGUUGCAGUGAGUUGAGAUCAUGCCACUGCACUCCAGCCUGGGCAGCAGAGCGAGACUCCGUCUUAAAAAAAAAAAAAAAAAAAAGACAGAGUCUCACUCUGUCACUCUGUCUGGAGUAUAGUAGUGUGAUCAUAGCUCACUACAGCCUCAAACUCCUGGAUUCAAGUGAUCCCCCUGCCUCAGCCUCCUGAGUAACUGGGACUGUAAACAUGACAGCCGCACUUCACAGUUAAACUGGGGCUGGGUGAGUCAGGACUUUUGCUCUCAAAUCUACAGGUGGGUUAGGAGAAAACUGACAUGAGCUCAGUCAGAGUUUAUUGCCACCUUUCUGGUGCCGUUUAUUCCAGCCAGCUACUGCUCUGGGUUUGAGGAGAAAGGGCCUACUCAUUUGCAAUGGCUAAGAAGUGAGAUGGUGCUGCCAGAGUGCCGACCCCUGAAUCCUCAGGGGGCCCUGGCCUCUCCUGGCAGCAUCCACCCAUUCUGGUUACCAUGCCAGCCCUCCAGACUAUGGCUCAUUUGUUCACUCGAGGGCUUGGUAGCUUGGCAGUUUGGGGAAAGCGGGAGGCACUUCCCAGGGGAAGACCAGAGAAGACCAGCCCCCAGCCCCACAAACUUCCUGCAGCCUGCUGGUGCAGAGGGAACUCUUGCCAGUUUACUACCAGAUUUCAUGAGAUGUUGGCAGGCCUGGGGGGCACCUCAGGGAGAGUGCGUUCCCAGCCCUUUCAUUCAUGGUAAAUGACACCCCUGGGGCAUACAGUGAUGUUAGGUUUUUCUCUGAGACUUCUUUGAUCUUUUAAAACCAGAUUCUUAGCAUGGAUUGAACCAGAUCUGUUCCUUACCCCCUUUUUCCAAAGAGGACGGUGCACCCACAAUUUUACCAUAACAUAUUGGGAUCUCAGGCCUGAAGAUGACCCAUUCUUUGUAAAUAAGUUGGAUUUUCCUCAUGAUAUGUGUGGGUUUUUUUGGUGGGGGGGGAGGGGGCAGGGUUCCGCUCUGUCAUCUGUCACCCAGGCUGGAGUGCAGUAGUGCAAUCAGGGCUCACUGCAGCUUUGACUUCCCAGGCUCAAGCAAUCCUUGUGCCUCAGCCUCCUGAGUAGCUGGGACUACAGUUGCGCCACCACGUCCAGCUAAUUUUUUCUAUUUUUUGUAAAGACCCAAAGCGUUGGGAUUAUAGGCAUGAGCCACCUCAACCGGACUUUAUUUUUUUAUUUUAAUUUUUAUUAUUAUUAUUUUUGAAACGGAGUCUCGCUCUGUCACCCAGGCUGGAGUGCAGUGGCGCAAUCUCGGCUCACUACAUGCUCCGCCGCCUCCCAGGUUCACGCCAUUCUCCUGCCUCAGCUUCCUGAGUAGCUGGGACUACAGGCGCCCGCCACCACGUCCGGCUAACUUUUUGUAUUUUUAGUAGAGACGGGGUUUCACCGUGUUAGCCAGGAUGGUCUCGAUCUCCUGACCUUGUGAUCUGCCCGCCUUAGCCUCCCAAAGUGCUGGGAUUCUAGGCGUGAGCCACCGCGCCCGGCCCCGGGCCUUUAUUUUUAUUUUUAACCUUUUGACAAGACACGCUUUCUAUUAGAGCUGCUUUUUGUCUCCCUGGUUCGAUUUCCUGAUGUAGAAUCAUUGUGUUGCUGAUUUUUCAGUUGAAAAUGUUUAAACUGCUUCCUUUGAGAACAAGUUUGAGUUUUAGUAAGCUGUAAAGCUAUUUUAUUUGAUUCACUGUGAAUAAGACAAGUACAAAAAAAAAAAGUGAAAACACAGCACAUUUCAAGUGUAAUCCCCUUUGGAAUUUUUCCAAAGUCUUAGUAUAUGUCUUUGUGACACAAAAACAUAGAUGGGACAGGUAAAUGAAAUGUUCCUAGUUGCAUAGCUGUUACCAUGCUUCAAAAAUAAAUCAUUUUUUACCACACCUGGAUUCUUUAUUGUCAAAUUGUCUAUUAGUUUCUCCUACUGGCUUUCCCCCAGAUUGGUCUGUUCUGUUAAAAAUUGUGGGUUUAGACUGGGCAUGAUGGCUCAUGUCUGUAAUCCCAGCACUUUGGCGGGCUUCAUGAGUUCAGGAGUUCGAGACCAGCCUGGUCAACCUGGUGAGACCCUGUCUCUACUAAAAAUACAAAAAUUAGCUGGGCGUGGUGGGGCACGCCUGUAAUCCCAGUUGCUCGGGAGGCUGAGGCAGGAGAAUCACUUGAACCCAGGAGGCAGAGGUUGUAGUGAGCUGAGAUUGUGCCACUGCACUCUGCACUUCAGCCUGAGCGACAGAGCGAGACUCUGUCUCAAAAAACAAAAAAAAAGUAGGUGUGAAGAAGACUGAGGUUGUGGCCAGUCUUGGCAGCCACGGUUCCGUGUUGUUCCACCUGGGGGGAUGAGGUGGUGAGGGGCUCAAAUCCACCUUUUCCAGGAGAAGCAGUGAGGCCAUGGCAAGGACCUCCCUUUGCUGGAUGUGCAGCAGACAGUUCCCAAGGACACAGGCUGCUUGCCCAUUUCCUAGACUUCUAAAAUCCUCAUUAUAGAAUUAUGAAGCCGUCUCAUAGAAGCCGCUCUUCUUGUUUAAACCUGCAGCAGAGCUCUCCUCGACUGAUCAAACCAGAGGCUGUUGCCGUCCUGGGUUUGCCCUGAGGCAGCCUUCCCAGAGGCCUCUGGAAGGGGGUUUUGGGCAGAACUGCAGAAUGUCGGGGGUUGAGGAGUAGAAGCAAGACAAGCCACUCUAAUGGGCAUUCUUCCAAAUAAAAUGGAUCCAGCUUUGGUUUGA
Messenger RNA from Gorilla gorilla gorilla (western lowland gorilla), 5772 nucleotides. RefSeq names its product zinc finger CCCH-type containing 12D (gene ZC3H12D). Bases 273 to 1856 code for a protein of 527 amino acids. Gene Ontology annotation, molecular function: mRNA binding; metal ion binding; RNA endonuclease activity. Gene Ontology annotation, cellular component: cytoplasmic ribonucleoprotein granule; nucleus. The record is from RefSeq and is a predicted model, not a curated record. NCBI's taxonomy places the organism in Eukaryota, Metazoa, Chordata, Mammalia, Primates, Hominidae. The transcript has 6 exons.